Syzygium oleosum is the source of this 1435-nucleotide messenger RNA. Its product is annotated as flap endonuclease 1-like. Lineage: Eukaryota; Viridiplantae; Streptophyta; Magnoliopsida; Myrtales; Myrtaceae. Gene Ontology annotation, molecular function: DNA binding; 5'-flap endonuclease activity; 5'-3' exonuclease activity. The transcript has 14 exons. The record is from RefSeq and is a predicted model, not a curated record. Bases 211 to 1305 code for a protein of 364 amino acids.
UCAGGUGCAGCUGAUGAAAUUGGUGACGUUGCGAUUAAUUAUCGCUAUUAGAUUAACAGCGUUCCCACUCGCGACACCUGGCGCGUGGGUCACACGCUUCUCCACCUCCACACGCGGUGGUCUCCAAGUUAGGCGGGAAGCGGAAGAGCUCGAACCCUAGAAUUCAAUUUCAUCCUCAAUUUCCACUGCAAUCCUCUUCUCUCUCCGGAAAUGGGCAUCAAGGGACUGACGAAGCUACUGGCGGACAAUGCCCCGAAGUCGAUGAAGGAGCAGACGCUGGAGAGCUACUUCGGCCGGAGGAUCGCAGUCGAUGCCAGCUUGAGCAUCUAUCAGUUCCUCGUUGUGGUUGGGAGGAAGGGGACUCAGAUGCUCACCAAUGAGGCUGGUCAAGUCACCAGUCAUCUGCAAGGCAUGCUUUACCGGACGAUUAGGCUGUUGGAAGCGGGGAUACAGCCAGUCUACGUAUUUGAUGGUAAACCUCCUGAUUUGAAGAAGCAAGAGCUUGCAAAACGUUUUUUGAAGAGGGCAGAUGCCUCUGAGGAGUUGGCAUUAGCCAUUGCGUCUCAGAACAAGCAAGACAUAGAGAAAUUCAGUAAAAGAACUGUGAAGGUGACACAACAGCACAAUGAAGAUUGCAAAAGACUACUAAGACUUAUGGGUGUCCCACUAGUUGAGGCUCCUUCAGAAGCAGAGGCACAAUGUGCUGCACUUUGCAAAGCUGGAAAGGUUUAUGCAGUUGCUUCUGAAGAUAUGGAUUCCCUUACUUUUGGAGCUCCUAGAUUUCUUCGCCAUUUUGUGGAUCCCAGCUCAAGAAAAGUUCCAGUCAUGGAAUUUGAAAUUUCCAGGAUCUUGGAGGAGAUGAAUCUGGAUAUGGAUCAAUUCAUUGACCUUUGCAUUCUCUCUGGAUGUGACUAUUGUGAAAGCAUUCGAGGUAUUGGAGGGCUGACUGCUCUUAAGCUCAUCCGUCAACAUGGUUCCAUAGAAAACAUACUAGAGAACAUAAACAAGCAAAGGUAUCAGAUACCCGAUAAUUGGCCCUAUGGCGAAGCUCGACUGCUUUUUAAAGAACCAAUAGUUUCUACGGAAGAACAACCUGAGAUAAAAUGGACUGCUCCAAAUGACGAAGGCUUAAUGUCCUUUCUAGUGAAUGAGAAUGGGUUCAACAUUAACAGAGUGACAAAGGUAUGGCUUCUAUCUUCAGUAAUGUGUUGGUCAGUUGCCUACUCGAGGAAGUUGCUUCUUUUCCUCUGGAGGAGAGAGCAUACAUGUUUUCAAUGUUGUUUUACCAUGUGUAGCAGACGAUAGAGAAGAUUAAGGCAGCUAAGGAUGAGUCAUCACAAGGCCGGUAACUAAAGCGUGAAUAAAUGAAAGUGACUUCCAAAAUGCACUUUCUUUCAUCCGAUGAUUCCUCAUUUAUUUUCUACAAAUUAGAAUC